AUGGAACCCAAACCUCCGAAGAGUCCAGGCAAACAAUUUACAUUUUAUUAUGAAAAUGAAGUCUGCAAACAAGAUUACUUUAUUAAAUCACCACCUCCUCAGCUUUUCUUCUCUGCUUCUUCUUGGAAAAAGCGGUUUUUCAUUCUGUCAAAGAGUGGGGGAAGGAGACUUCACAUCUCCUAUUACAAAGACGAACAUCGCCGAGGUUCCAUUGAAAUUGACCGAAACUCCAGUGUAGAAGUUGGCAUAAGUAGCCAUGAAAAAAUGCAAUCUGUAUGUAAGAUGUUCAAAUGCCACCCUGAUGAGGUGAUGUCCAUCAGAACCACUAACAGGGAAUAUUUCCUCAUUGGCCAUGACAGGGAGAAGAUUAAAGACUGGGUCUCCUUCAUGUUAUCAUUUUGCUGGGACGCCAAAGCAGCACGCCAGAACACAGAGCAGGAGAAAUUCCCCCUGGGUGGUAAAAGGCCUUCUUCAGACCCCAGUCCUCUCCUUGGUCCUUCCAGCGCAUCAGAGGCUGUCAGCCCCACCCCAUCAAGAAAUAGUCUUCCAGACAUGCAUUUAAUGGAAAACAAUUCUCCAGGACUCAGACAAGCUCAUCUGCCACAUGAUUUCUUGUCAGAGACUACUGAAGAGACGGAAGAAGAGAGUCAUUAUAUUAGUCCUCAAAGUAUUCUUUUACAGUUGGAUAGUCUUAUUGCUUCCAAUGAUCCUGGUCAACCUGCUGAACCUGAUAGUCCAGAACAGUUCUCGGAGACAAAUGAACAUCAUUACAUGCCAAUGAAAUCCUGUUUUUUCAGAGAGACAUCCCACAAGUCUGCUGAUAGCAAAGAGGGAUCCCAGGCCCUUCCAGAGAUCCAGAACGGGGGGCUUCACUUGCAAGAACAAGGCUCACAAAGUGACUCUUGUCUUCCACCUGCCAAUAUGGAAGCACAGACCAUGAAUGACAAAAAGGGGUUGGCCUCACUUACUGUUGUGCAAUUAUCUAUACUAAUCAAUAACAUCCCUGAUGAAAGCCAAGUGGAGAAACUGAAUGUGUUCCUUUCUCCUUCUGACGUCAUAAAUUAUCUUAGUCUCAUGGAAGCUGCAGGACGGAUAUGUGUGGCUCAGUGGCAAGGCCCCCCGCACCUGGGAUGUUUAUUUUUUCACGGAGAUCACAUCUUGGCUGUGAAUGACCUGAUGCCCCAGGGCCUGGAGGAGGCUUCCUUGUUUCUCAGUCGGUCUGUCCAGAAGGAGAAAAUAAAACUCACCGUCGGCCGGAUCCCAAAUUCAGAGAAAUUCCAUGCUGUCGCCUGUACGUGCCCCUUAAAAUACAAAGGUGUUGUACCUUGUCGACUGGGUGAGUCUAGACUGGAGAAGACCCUGAAGAGGAGUCCAGCCAUUAAAAAGGGUCAACACCAACGAACUGGAGAGUCACAUGCCAGGACCCACUGCUGA
This is a messenger RNA of Puma concolor (puma), 1434 nucleotides long. RefSeq names its product pleckstrin homology domain containing S1 (gene PLEKHS1). Lineage: Eukaryota; Metazoa; Chordata; Mammalia; Carnivora; Felidae. The record is from RefSeq and is a predicted model, not a curated record.